Molecule: messenger RNA, 1294 nt
Organism: Acanthocheilonema viteae
Lineage: Eukaryota; Metazoa; Nematoda; Chromadorea; Rhabditida; Onchocercidae
Source: the annotation of a GenBank genome assembly
AUGUCACAUCAACUUGAUUGCCAAGAAUUGGGCAAAUCUCAGUCCCUGAAUCCGGCUAUUUCUACAUCCGAAUCUGCAACACUGAAUGCCAACAUCAUCAGUGCUUCGGACAACAGUUUACUCCACGAGUUUCUCAUACCACUUUCAUCUUCAUCUUCCACCACAGCCCAGUCAUCAUCUAUCACAACCCAGUAUGCUUGCAGUUCAAAUAGCUGUGUUGAAAAAUUAAUGAAUCCAACAAAUCUGGGUUCAAAUAACUGUGUGAAAAAAUUGGUGAUUUCAACAAAUCUGGGUUCAAAUAAUCGCGUGGAAGAAUCGGUGCAUUCAACAAAUCUGGUGUUGGCAAAUAAUUCAACAGCAUUUGUUAGGAAUUCAAACGAUACUUUCGUUCCAAUUUCUGCUACUGAUAUGAUUCCAAAUUAUACUGCAGAACACGAGACUGUCAAUGUUACUGCAAUUCCAAUGUCGUGCCAAACUAAUGGCGUCAUAAGUACUCUUCAACUUUCAUCUGCUGCAAUGCCAUUUACGGAUCCGCUUAAUUCAUCACAAGUUGCAUUAAGUGAUGACGCAAUGCGGCACAAAGAAGCAAUAGAAAAGAACGCCGAAACUGUAACUAAUACAAAUGAAAAUUCACCACCAUUGAUGACAUCUUUGAGAACAUCGCUAGCAAUUCGAUGUUUGAAACGACGAAAUGAUAGCGAACAUCAAUCAUCGGAACAAUACAACGGAUCCGGUGUAAAACGAUCAACAAGAAGUGAAGUUUUUCAAACAUAUUCCGGAAUGCAACUUUUAUCACCAAGUCCAUUGCAACAAUCACAACCAGCGGCUAUUUCUACUUCCACAUCUGCAUCUGUCGCAAUGCCAACUGUAGGAAUGUCAGUUUUACCUAAUUCGUCGCAAAUUGCAUUAAGCAAUGACGCAAUAAGGUACCAAGAAGCAGUAAGAAAGGAUACCGAAACCGGAACCAAUAUCAAUGGAAAUUUAUCACCACUGCUAACAUCUUCAAGUCAGUCGUGGAAGCACUGCAACGGAUUUGGUAUGAAAGGGCCGGCAAGAAAUAGAAUUUUUCAUACGUAUUCCGAAAUGCAACCAAUGUCAACAAAUCCAUUGCAACAACCACUACAACCAACCGAUUUUACAUCGGUUCCAUAUUGCACUGAGUCAGCUUCGGUUCACACGGAGCAUUGUUCAAGCGGUUAUGUCAUUAACACUCUUGAAGGUGAGAUGUCAAACGACUUGAACCUUGACAUACCGUUAUACUCAGAAAUUGAUCCAGACAGUACGAUUCAACCAC